Messenger RNA from Epinephelus lanceolatus (giant grouper), 3074 nucleotides. RefSeq names its product Cas scaffold protein family member 4 (gene cass4). Gene Ontology annotation, biological process: cell migration; cell surface receptor protein tyrosine kinase signaling pathway. Gene Ontology annotation, molecular function: protein binding. The record is from RefSeq and is a predicted model, not a curated record. Lineage: Eukaryota; Metazoa; Chordata; Actinopteri; Perciformes; Serranidae. Gene Ontology annotation, cellular component: plasma membrane; cytoplasm.
GCAGACAGGAGUAAAUCCCCAACAGUUUACACACACACACACUCAUGGAUGAGAUGGUUCACUGAAAAACUGACUCUCUGUGGACGGACUUAUUUCUCUGUGUGGACACAACUGCUUUAACAAACAUGAACAAACUUGCGAAGGCUCUGUAUGACAACACUGCGGAGUGUGCAGAUGAGCUGGCUUUCAGAAAAGGGGACAUCGUCAUGGUGAUUGAUAAGAAUGUGGCCGGCACCAGCGGAUGGUGGAUGUGUUCUCUUUAUGGACGGCAUGGUCUGGCCCCUGCAAACAGACUGCAACUUCUACCACAAACUGGAACCACUGCGGGCUCAUUAAGCCAUGACACAGAAAAACCCAAAUUAACUAAUUCUGUAACCGAUGACAGUGCACAAAAUAUCUACCAGAUCCCGAGUGUGCCCCGACCCUCCAGCAGCCCGGCUUAUGAACGCAUGGACAUGAUUUACAAGGUCCCGCAUACUCCUUUAUCAGCUUCAAAAAUUCCAGUCCCGCCAGCACAAAGGCACAGCACAGAAGGACCCGAGGGAAACAAGCCUUUAUUCAGCACGGUGUCCAGUCCAAAAAAGGAAGUUUACGAUGUCCCGAUCCAAGCAAGACGAGGUUCUCUUUAAACUGCAUCAACGACUCCAAGACAAGUGCCACGAAAAAACUCACUGAUUGCAAUUUCUGAACUGGAAAAAAGAUUUGACUCUCUGGAGGGUUUAAGGUGUAGCAGUCCAGGAGACACUUACGUGUAUGCAGUUCCACCACCUUUGCCUCAGGACCCAAACUAUGACAUCCCUGUUCCCUCGACCUUGGAAGCCCAACAGAAAGUGACAGGUGGAUACAGCACUCUCCCUCACCCCCGCAAGCCUGAGUGGAUUUAUGAUGUGCCAGUGGGUCCUGAGAAACAAAGUCCAUCCAAAGGCUCCUAUGAUACCAUGCCCUCAAAAGCCAUUUGCAGAGAACUCUAUGACACUCUUCCAGCACGUGCUUGGCCCGUUCAAAAAGGCAGUCCAUGUCCCUCGCUUUAUGAUAUACCAAAGCCUAGUUCUCUUGAAACGCCGAGUCCACCCAAAGUGCUGCCAAGGGUCCCACUUUAUGACAAGCCCCCAACUCAGAGGCACACAGAGGAGUUGGUAUAUGCGGUUCCUCCCAAGGAGGAACCCCUCUCUCAAGUUCUCAGUGGUCCCUCCAGUGAUCAUAUACCCCUAGAGUGCAGAGGCGACUCGAGCAAAGCUCAUGAACUCAAAAGAGUGCGUCUGCAGCGAAUGAGGAACUUCCUGGCCUGUACGUCUUUCCAGGACCUUCCUGGAAGCGGGGAGCCACUGGUGCAUGAUGACGAGGAACGAGGUAAAACUCUGCGCUUGUCUGCAGCAGACAGUCAAAGAAUCAGCACGGCCUCCAGCUCUUCCACAAGCUCCUGUGACUCUCUGGCUCUGAGCUCAUCCUCUCCUGAGCCUUUGCGAGAAGUGACACUCAGCCAGGAUGAGGCUUGCCGCAAACUUCUGGACCUGCAGGAAUCUGUUUGCAAGGCCGUGCCCCGUCUCAUGGAGUUUGUCAGCAGUCACUGGAGGAGCAAAGAACAUCUAGAGAAACACCUGAAGGAGAUCAAAGAAGCAGCUGAGGGGAUUGCAUGUUCUCUGACGUGCUUCCUAAACUUUGCCCUGGACGUUAAGGGCAAUGCCCGCCGUUUGACUGAUGCCAACCUUCAGACGAGGCUCUAUAAACAGCUGUCCAUUGUAGAAGACUCAGGUGUAAUCCUACAACAAACAGUAAGUGCUCUGAACAUGGCUGGCUGGCCCCUCAACACACUCUCUCAGGACCCUGGGCAGGCCCAGACACCUGACCAACUUGAGCGCUUUGUUAUGGUGGCACGAACUGUUCCAGAGGACAUCAAGCGCCUGGUGUCCAUCAUCAAUGCCAAUGGCAAGCUUCUGUUCAAAGCCCAUCUGAAAGGUCAGACAGAGACAAAGAGAGGUCUUGAUGGAAGUGAGCAAGGAGAGGACUUAGUGGAGGAUGACAACGACUAUGUAGAGCUACAGACUAAGAACGAUUUUGAAAGGCAGCGGAUGGAAGUGCAAAAGGAGCCAAAAGAAAAUGUCACAUCAGUCUCUAAGAAGGCACAUGUGGAUAACAAGCGUCACUCCUCUGAGUCCAGCAGUGGCACAGAAGAACAUCUCCCACCCUCCCUGUCAGAGCACUGCCGGCUUUACUUUGGCGCCCUCCAGAAGGCCAUUGGGGGAUUUGUGGGCAGCCUCCAGGCUGGCCAGCCACCAGAGAGAUUCAUCUCACAAAGCAAGCUGGUGAUCAUGGUGGGCCAGAGACUGGUGGACACCCUGUGCAAGGAGGCCCACUCUGGAGGGUCCACCCAAAGCCUUCUGUCUAUGAGCAACCACCUGUGUGCUCUCCUGAAGCAGCUGGCUGUGGCCACCAAGAAGGCAGCACUGCAUUUCCCAGAUAGGCAAGCUCUGCAAGAGGCUGAGGAGUUUGCAGUGGAACUGGCCCAAAGAGCACAGCACUUUCGGAAAUCACUUGACCUCUGAGCACUCACAUAUAAAACAUAUUGAUUUAUUUGUACAGCAAGACAUGGGUGUAUUCAUCAUCAGAUUCCUUUUUCAUUAAUGUCAUAUUCAGCUUCAUUCAAGCUUCACUUGCCAAAAAGAUCAUUGCUUUCUGCUGAAUGUUGUUAUCAUAAUGAAUGCAGGUACUGGUUUAAAUGUUAAUAAUGUUAGAAAAAGUCGCUUGGAUGAACAGAACGAUUGAAGUCUUAUUUGUACUAGAAUAAUAAACUUCACCAUUGUGGAGUUCCAAAGUAAAUUGCACAUUUAGGAUACUCAAGUCAAUAUUAAAAUGCAAUUAAAAUAUGAAGUAUAAAAUAAUUUGUUUUAUAUAAUUUACAACAAUGUUAUAUUCUCCUAAUAUUGUUUGGUAAGUGGAUGUUUUAUGUAUUUUAUUACUUUAUUAUGUAAGAGAUAUACUCUCCAGGGUAGUAGUUUGAUAGUCUACUUUUUAUGAAUAUCUAUGUAAAUAUUCUAAAAAAUGUGUAAUGCAUUCCCAAACAGCAAUUAAAAACU